Messenger RNA from Trypanosoma cruzi, 732 nucleotides. RefSeq lists its product as uncharacterized. The transcript has a single exon. NCBI's taxonomy places the organism in Eukaryota, Euglenozoa, Kinetoplastea, Trypanosomatida, Trypanosomatidae. The record is from RefSeq and is a predicted model, not a curated record. Bases 1 to 732 code for a protein of 243 amino acids.
AUGUGGCAAAAUGGGCUGGCACCCACACCACUGCCGGUGUGCGAGGCGGGGAUGAUGCAGCCGUCAUGUUUUUUGGCCGCAAAUAGUGCCGCUUCAUGUGAAGAGGUGUUGAUGGAUGCCAACAUGGCGAACAUGUUUCCAUCGGCGACAGACGUAAUAACAGAGGAUGAGGAACAAAAACAACAAGAAGAAGAAAAAGAAGAGGAAACAAACUCGCACCCGGUAUUGUACGUUUGCCCAGCUGUGGCGGAAGCGGCACGUAAGUCGUCGCGGGAGUUUGUUCAUUCAUUACUGCGGAAGUCCAAUGCAGCGCAGGCUCCGUUUACUCUGCCGCAGCAAAGUGCCCCACUCACCAUCACGUGGCACACAGACAACACACCGUCGCUGUCAUCAUCCCUGUCGCUGCCGUCAUUUAAGCCGCUGCCACACACGAAGCGGGCGCGUGAAACGGCGGAAUUUAUGUGGCUGCGGACAGAAGAUGAGAUGGAAACGCAGGCCACCGGUGUUUGUGGCGGGGCUCGCACGGGGCCCAUUUGUGCAGCACACAAGCGAUGGCGCGUCGAAAAGGAGGACUCACUUGCCGCACACGACAUGACGACACCGGCUAUGAAGUCACAACAAAUAUAUCGUUUUCCGGUACGAAAGAGGCCCCGAGAAGAGGAAAGCGUCGCGGUUGAUGCGCCUGUUCUAACCCGCGAGCGGUCUGUUGGACCCACCAACAAUUGUCAAUGA